CCCCGUCCUCUGCUGCUCACCUGAAGCAGCACAGCGGACACACACACAGGUAGAGGAGCCGGAAGAACAGGUCGACUCGUCAUCAUAGCACUGCUUUCCAUAUUAACUCAACGCGUUUCUGAAAUCACAACUGCGCCGUCUACUUUGUUAUGUUUUAAAAACGUGAUUUAUUUAUGAAAGUGCAGCGGCAUCGGAGGAAACAUGACAGAGCAAGGAAAGAAGUUUAUUCUGAUCGUGGGGGAUAUUCUCUGUGUCUUUUUAGCGGCUCUGCCAUCAGCCAUCCUGACGCUGAGGUUCAGUCCAUACCAAAGAGGAAUCUACUGUGAUGAUAAGAGCAUCAGCUAUCCCUACAGGAGAGACACAAUCUCCCAUGGAGCCAUGGCGGCCGUCACCAUCACCUGCUCCAUCGUCAUAAUCACCACUGGAGAGGCCUACCUUGUGCACACAAAGCGCCUGCACUCAAACUCCCAGUUCAACCAGUACCUGUCAGCUCUUUACAAGGUGGUCGGCACUUUCCUAUUUGGAGCAGCCGUCAGCCAAUCACUGACCGACCUGGCCAAAUUCAUUAUAGGUCGACCUCGUCCGAACUUCCUGUCUGUGUGCGCCCCGGUCAGCUGUAACGGCUACAUGCUGCAGAUCAACUGCACCGGCUACCAUCGCAAUGUGACCGAGUCCAGGUUGUCGUUCUACUCGGGCCACUCAUCUUUCGGAAUGUACUGCAUGCUCUUCCUGUCGCUCUACGUCCAAGCCCGGUUGCAGGGGAAAUGGACACGACUCGUUCGACCGACCAUCCAGUUUUUCCUGUUGGCGUUCUCUUUCUACGUCGGAUACACACGCGUGUCUGACUUCAAACAUCACUGGAGUGACGUUCUGGUGGGGCUGCUGCAGGGAGCCCUCAUCGCUGUGCUCACUGUCCGAUAUGUGUCCGACUUCUUCAAGGAGCGCGACCCCCCCUGCACACACACAGACACGGCAGAGAUCGAACAUCUUGAGCGCAAACCGAGCCCGCAGCCUCCGGACCCGCAGCACGGAAACCACUACAACUACACCGGACCUGUAUGAUCCUCUCACGGCAGUAGCAGCUACUCUUACUAACCUGGGCCUUCAGCCCUCUACGACAGCAGCUUCACUACCCAAGGACAUGUGACUUGUACAGAAAAAGAAACACCCACAAUGCAGUAACCACUAGCCAGGAAUCCAGACUAGACCUGCUCCACUCAGUGACAGCUUCCCGACUAUUUCUACAGCUUUGAAAACCCAGAUUCCCUAAACCUGUUGGAACAGAAGCUCCACCGUCCGUCUCUUACUUAGGGCGUGUGCUACGAAAAUAUGUGUGAUUGAUUUUGUUGUUCUCUGCGACAGUGUGCAAUGAUAUAUAUAUUUGUAUGUUGUUUUUAAAUCUGUGUUGCAUUUAUGAGGAGCGUUUUAGAAUUUGAUGCUGUGAGCAAAGACUGCGAAAGAGAUCUGUCAAUUUCAAAAACACCAGCCAAGGAUUGUUUCUGUCCUUUUAGAGGCUGACUGUUUUCCAUGGGUUGCUUACUGCAGUCAGAUAAGAAUUGUAUUUUACCUACACUGGAGCUCGAUUAUAUCUGCAUGUCCCUAUAUUUUACCGUCUUAGGAAGAUAAACCUGUGUAGCGGACUCUUUUAACUCAAUACCUGAUGUUGUAUAUUGCUAACAUUUAUUAUGUGUAUUACUGCUGUAUCUAAUAAACUGUGUAUCUUUUUAAGAA
Eleginops maclovinus (Patagonian blennie) is the source of this 1731-nucleotide messenger RNA. RefSeq names its product phospholipid phosphatase 2a (gene plpp2a). The record is from RefSeq and is a predicted model, not a curated record. Gene Ontology annotation, cellular component: plasma membrane. NCBI's taxonomy places the organism in Eukaryota, Metazoa, Chordata, Actinopteri, Perciformes, Eleginopidae. Gene Ontology annotation, biological process: phospholipid metabolic process; signal transduction; phospholipid dephosphorylation. The coding region runs from base 202 to 1062 and encodes 286 amino acids. Gene Ontology annotation, molecular function: phosphatidate phosphatase activity. The transcript is spliced from 6 exons.